AAAAUGGCAUGAUAAUCCAAUAGCUGGUUUUCCUCCCAUGCCAAGCAAAGCCGCAGCUGCCUCAACAUCAUCAAAAUCUCCUGCCACCUUAAAUCGCACCCUUCCACCUAAAGGCUAAAUCCCUGAUUUCGAUACCCCACUCAACUUUUUCCCCAUUUCACUUUCGGGUUUUAAAUUUUGCAAGAAAGAAAAUUCCAUCAAUUAAACUCCCUAUAUAUAGCGAACCAAAAAACGCAUCCCACGUCCAACACACUCGAUCAGCUUUGAUUAGCUUCUUUCUUCUUCCCCAGACUUUCACGAGGCCAUUCAUUAUUUUAUUAGUUACUACUUCAAAAGUAAGUGGAACCCCCGCCUAUCCCAUCCAUGGAGAUGAUGCAGGCAAUGCCAACAUUUGCUUCUCUGUUGCUGUUUUGCAUCCAUUUCACCUCCAUUCUUGCUCAGUCCCCAGCACCGGCUCCUGCACCGCCAGUACCGGUUCCAGCACCCCCAGCACCGAUUCCAAUACCCCCAGCAGCGGCUCCUGCACCCACAGGCCCGACCAAUAUCACUGCAAUCCUCGAAAAAGCCGGUGGGUUUUCUGCAUUUAUUCGCCUUCUGAAAAGCACCCAAUCUGCAGAUCGAAUCAACAUGCAGCUCAACAAGUCCGAGCAAGGCCUUACCAUCUUUGCCCCAGAUGAUUCUGCAUUUGCAAAACUCAAAGCAGGCAGCCUGAACUCUUACUCUAACCAGCAGCAAGCCGAAUUGAUACAGUCCCAUAUCCUUCCUUCUUUUAUGUCCGUCCAACAAUUCCAAACCGCGAGCAAUCCAUUGAGCACACAAGCUGGUGGAACUAAUUACGGCGAGUUUCCGCUCAAUGUGACCACAUCAGCAGCUGCAGUGAACCUAACCACAGGUUUUGCCAGUGCAUCAGUUGUUGGCACAGUGUACACUGAUAACCAGCUUGCUGUGUAUCAGGUGGAUCGAGUACUUCUUCCACAAAGGUUCUUCGUUGCUCCACCUCCAUCUCCGCCUCCUGCAGCACCAGCUCCAGCACCUUCAAAACCCAAGAAGGCUCAAUCCACUGCAAAGCCCGUGGAAUCUUCAGGUGCAAUUAGUCUAAUCCAUGAAGGCUUGCUUCAAGCUUCCUACGCAUUUGCACUUCUGGCAGCAUCUUGGUUGAUCGGAUGAGCGGACGAGGACCUGAUGUUGAUGGAAGCCUGUGUGCCAGCGUGUUGUUACUUUGGUUGUUUUUCUUGUCUUUUCAUUUCCUAUUGCCAAUUUAUUCUUUUGCAAUAUGUAUAUGAAUUUGCUGUUUUGAAGGCUUUGUUAUAUUGAUAAGGUGUGUCCACA
Messenger RNA from Coffea arabica (coffee), 1329 nucleotides. Its product is annotated as fasciclin-like arabinogalactan protein 11. Gene Ontology annotation, biological process: plant-type secondary cell wall biogenesis. NCBI's taxonomy places the organism in Eukaryota, Viridiplantae, Streptophyta, Magnoliopsida, Gentianales, Rubiaceae. The record is from RefSeq and is a predicted model, not a curated record. Gene Ontology annotation, cellular component: plasma membrane.